AUGAAUACUUCUUCACUGAGGUGGAGCUUUCUUUUGGAUAUUUUGCAACUGAGGCAGCUUUUUGGGAGUGCUGUGCCUGCUUUUCCUCCAAAGUUUUACCUUGCAAUGACCAAGUUGGUGGCAGAUGAGAGACGCUCUCAGCUGGAGCAGAACCUUCAGAAUGCUAAGCUUGUUACUUUGAAUUCAAAUAUUACCAAUAGUGAUGUCUUCAUAGUUUUUUUCUGAAAGCUAUAGUAGGAUACAUUUCAGAUCCAAACUCAGAGAGCCUUUUUGGAUGUCUACCUUGCUGAUGGCAGCAAUAUUAGACUCGAUAUCCAGACAUCGGACACUAGCUGGAGGUGUUUGGGGAUUGGCACCAUUUGGAAGAAGACUGAAAAGUGGUACUUCCACCUUAUGCUCAGACAAAGAAAGUCCACCUUCUCUGACCCAAGCAUGACUCCUCUGUCAGAUUACAUCAAGCAAGAUGGAGCUGUCAAGAGAAUAAAAUACUUUAGCUUAUUUUUCUUUCAAGAUCAUGAUGCUGGAGGACUCUCAGUGGUGAAAAAAGUGGCAGACUUUGAACUUCCUUAUGUGAGUCUUCAGAGCAUGAAAGACUUGCACUGUAAGCUUGGGAUCAGAAAGUGGUAUAUGGAUCCUUCUCUAGAUACACUGCUGAUGGAUUGUAGAGCUUAUGCAAGUAAAACUGAAAGGUCUUGGCAGGCAAUCCAGGAAGUUAAGUGGAAUUGGAUUAAACCAACAGAAAGGCAGAUGCAGGAACUUGAAUUUCUAAAAAUUGUCAACAAAGCAAAGUUCUUGGAACUGAUAUAAGAAACAAAAUUCUAUCGAUAUGUAUGGCUUGAUCCUUGCACUUGUGACUAUUCAGUAGAAGGCUGCUCAGCUGACAUCUAUGUCGGCAAUGAUGAGAUUAACUGUACUAACCAACCCAAAGAGGUCAGCUUUAAAAUCAACGGGUUAAGAAGUUGGCAAGUUACUGUUCUUGAUGUUAUAAAGGAUGGUGAAGGCAACACUCUGGAGCUCAGACUUGAAUACAACGAUUCAGGCAGUUGGCAGUGGAUAAUUUUGUACACAAACAGGUCAGCCUUUUUGCUCAGUAGCUGCUUGAAGAAAAUGACAUCAGAACAGAUGAUGAAGACAGCCAAAGAAAGCCAAGAGAUGGUGAGUGUUCUGUUUAGGAGAACAAGAUGCCUGAAUAGUAAGAAAUCCAGCAUCCAACAAAAGCAGGUGGUUUAUUCAGAUUUCAUAUCAAGAAAAAGAUUUCUGGUUAGGCCAAAUGAAGAGGACUGUGUAUUUAAGAAAAUAAGAGAAGAGGACCUGUGAUAAUUUUAGAUGCUGUCUUUCAAAAUGAAUUGUCUGGGAACAAUAAACCCAUAGCUGAAACCUCAACUUAUAAGGGGGGAAAAAAAAAUCUUCAGUAUAAGUCCUUGCCUUUGCAGUGUUCUCUACAGUAUUUAUAUCUCCAGUGAACCAGUUCUAAUGGAUGCUGAGAAUCUGGGGACUUCUUGCUUUUUUUUUUUUAUCAUCCAAGACUGCAAUUGCUGGGGCAGAAAGGGGAGGGUAAAUUAAAAAAAAAGGUGCCAUGGAUGUUAGAGGAGGAAAAAGCAUUUAGAUAUCUGUUUAUAACGUUUCUAUGAGUAUUGGUGUAAUCAAUGGGAUGGCUGAGCAGGCUCUUGUCACCUUGACACGGUCUGGUAAAAAGCACAUAUUUCCUAUGAUCCUUCCCCUUAACAGGACUAGUCAUCCUUUUCAA
Molecule: messenger RNA, 1747 nt
Organism: Cuculus canorus (common cuckoo)
Lineage: Eukaryota; Metazoa; Chordata; Aves; Cuculiformes; Cuculidae
Gene: SNX31
Product: sorting nexin 31
Biological process (GO): intracellular protein transport
Cellular component (GO): early endosome
Molecular function (GO): phosphatidylinositol binding
Source: RefSeq, a predicted model, not a curated record